Pyrenophora tritici-repentis Pt-1C-BFP is the source of this 3816-nucleotide messenger RNA. RefSeq names its product HepA, Superfamily II DNA-RNA helicase, SNF2 family. Gene Ontology annotation, cellular component: nucleus. NCBI's taxonomy places the organism in Eukaryota, Fungi, Ascomycota, Dothideomycetes, Pleosporales, Pleosporaceae. The record is from RefSeq and is a predicted model, not a curated record. Gene Ontology annotation, molecular function: ATP-dependent chromatin remodeler activity; DNA binding; ATP binding. Gene Ontology annotation, biological process: positive regulation of transcription by RNA polymerase II.
AUGGCAUGCCAGCCGACCAUUACGCUGGCUUCGCCCCAGCCUAUAACUCCACCUCCUAAAAGGCGUGGUGCGGAAUACCAAGAUCUUUUGGCCCAGUUUAGAUCCCAGAGAUCUGCACAAUCGGCCACGAAGAAGAGGCGCAUCUCUGCACAGCAGGAGGCGAGCCAGGGGGAAACAAUUGCUACCGACGACAAAAGCAAACCUAGCCUGCGUGAGCAACCAACACCAAACUACGCCAUAUCCAAUACAUCCGUAAACGAAGACACCCCCGACCGCAAGUCAACCACCGUUCCCAGGAGGACCACCCGCGCAUCCUUAGGACGAGCGAAGCCAGAAUCGCCUAGCAGCGAAGACGAGCUUGCGCCAUCAGCCCGUCCCAACCGCAAGACAAGUGCUAGGAUCUCAGCCUACACCGAGGAAUUAAAGAUGGAGCAGAAGGGACUACGUCGUAGUACACGCGACAGAAAGAGCACGAUUCUAGAGUCGGAUACCAUGCCCUCGCCGUCACCCAAACGUCGUCGCGCACCCCCUAAGCUCGAUACCGCUCGCGCCCGUCUACGCGAUGAAAUUGCAAAGAACAGCAAGGCGAAAGCCAACAACUUCCUUGUAGCCAACAAAGACCUCUUCCUGCCACUUCUUCCCAAAAACAACACGGUAGCGAAGCUGGUCGCUGAGGGCAAGGCGCAACCUAUUGUGGAGUAUGAAGAGCUCACAGAGCAACCCAAGGGUGUCAUGGCUACUAUGAAGCCCUAUCAGCUGUCCGGCCUUUCGUUCCUGGUCCAUCUGUACAACAAUGGCUUCUCUGGUAUACUAGGUGACGAGAUGGGUCUGGGGAAGACGCUGCAAACCCUGUCGCUCUUCCAGUAUCUCGAAGAGCUCGACCAGAAGAAGGGAGUGACUUCAGAAGAGUCUCGACCCUACCUCGUCAUCUGUCCCCUCAGUGUGCUCAACUCUUGGGUCACUGAGGCUCACAGGUGGGUGCCUCAGCUCAAAGUUGUGCGCUUUCAUGGUGCUUCAAGCGAGCGAGACCGGUUGAAGAGGGUCGCUGUCGGUAUGGAAGACAUGAAGGGAAACGAGACUUUACGUGCUCGGGACCGGAAGGCUUCGCGCAAAGCCGGGCAGAAAGUCUCCAAGCUAUCUGGAGGCCAAGGAUCCGAUGCCCCCAAAAUCAUCGUGACGACUUAUGAGACCUUCCAGGCCGAGCAGUCUUGGUUCAAACAUUCAUUUGCGUGGCGCUAUGUAGUCCUUGAUGAGGGACACAAGAUCAAGAGCAGCGUGACCCAGAUCUCUACUGCGUUGAAGAGUAUUAGCGCCGAGUAUCGCCUCAUCUUGACCGGUACCCCAUUGCAGAACAACUUGGCUGAAAUGUGGUCCUUGUUGACUUGGCUUUACCCUCAGGUCUUUGACGACAAGACUGCGACGCUGUUCCGGGAGUCGUUCGAUCUCAGCAAAGGCAAAGCAAAUAAGCAGACCAUGACAGACGCGCGUCGCUUGCUUGAGCUGAUCAUGCUACGACGCAUGAAAGACUCUCCAUCUGUCAACCUUGGCCUCCCACCCAAAGAAGAAGUGUUGCUUUACGUGCCGCUCACGCCAUUGCAGAAGUUUUGGUACACACGCCUUCUCACUCGCAUGGACGACGGAAUACUCGACGAGCUCUUCGCCGACGGCAAGUCAAAGGAAAAGGGCGCUCUUGAACAGGAUGCUAAAGAGAAUGAGCUACUGCAACAGAUGGAGAAGGUGGACAAGGCUGUCGGCUCUGGCGGGGCUGAAGGCGAAUGGGGAGAGACGGCCCUGAUCGUGAAAGAGGCACUAUCAAAGGAGCAGACCGACUCCAGUAUCAACAAGGGAGCAUGGAAAAAGCUCAUGAACCUCGUCAUGCAAUUGCGAAAGUGCUGUUCACAUCCAUACCAGCUGCCGGGCGUCGCGCCUGAUCCGUAUUACCUUGGCGACCACAUCAUCCGUGCCAGUGGCAAGUUCAUCUUACUAGAGAAGCUUCUGAAGCAUACAGUUUUUGCCCAAGGAAAGAAAGUCCUCAUCUUCUCUAGCUUCACUCGUACGCUCGACCAUUGCGAAGAUCUCUUAUCCCUCAUCAGCAACCACGGUGAGCGAUUCAAGUCUCUUCGUCUGGAUGGAAGUACUUCCCGUGCUCGUCGUAAUCUGGACAUUCGCCUCUUCAACCAGAAGGGCUCCGACUACAAGGUUAUGCUUCUGUCUACUCGUGCAGGCGGCUUGGGUAUCAACUUGACCAGUGCCGAAGACGUCAUCUUUCUCGACGAAGACUGGAACCCACAGAUCACUCUACAAGCAGAAGCUCGCGCCCAUCGUAUUGGACAGACGAAGAAGGUGACCAUCUACAAGCUCUGCACUCAAGGUACUGUUGAAGAACAAAUGAUGGGUCGUAUCCGCAAGAAGCUGUAUUUGUCCGCAAAGAUUACCGAGUCCAUGCAGAGCAUACACGGCAAACAAGCGCCGGAGACGAAGAGAGGACGCCCUUCCCUUAGUGAAGAUUUGCCGCAGAUGGACACGACGCAGUUGAAGACACUUGUACGACGAGGCGCACAGGCCUUAUCGCAUCCCGAAAUUGACAUCAAGGACAUGGUAUCUUGGGACCUUGAGACGAUGAUGGCCAAGUGUCGCGACAAGCCUGCCGACAUGACCGAUUCUGCGACAAGUUCCGAGGUGGACGAAGACAAGUGGCUUUCAACCAUGGAGCGCGUCGAAUGCGCUGUCUUCGAGGGCAAGCGCCAUCAGCGCCAGCUCGACACCAGUCGUAAGGCUAACACGUCGGCUGCGAACAUACUCCCUGACACCAUCACGCGCGAAGAUCGCCGCAAGGGAAAGAACACUACAGUUAUGAUCGAUGGUUAUGCUAUUAGCAAAGAGUCGAUGAACUGUGGCGACUGGGAAGCAGUGCCGACAUAUGCUGGCAAAGACCCUCGCCUUGCUGACCCAGUCCGCGAAAAGCGACGUGAGUUUGGCCACGAGAGUCACUGUCUUGAGUGUUUUGAAGACGCCGGUUCGGGUCACAUGGUUGAGUGUAAGAGUUGUCCACGUGCCUACCACAUUGACUGUCUGGAUUCGUCCUACAAGUCCAAGGUUAAGGGUUUUAGUGGCUUCUUUUGUUCACAGCAUAAGUGCUCAGAGUGUGACAAGUCGACCAACGAUGCCGGAGGCCUCAUCUAUCGCUGCCGUUGGUGCCCACUAGGCUUCUGUGAGGAUUGUCUUGACUGGGAUCAGACCGAGCUCAUCGGUGAAAACCUACCCGAGUUUGAGAUCAUGGGCGAAGAAGCCAUGCCUGGCGGGUUCUACAUCAAGUGUCCAACCUGCGUUGAAACAAUCGCUGAAAACGAGGAACACAAGAAGUGGCUCCAGAACAUGGAGAAGCAGUACAAGGACCAGCACCACAUUUGGCAGCAGAACCGCGAGGAUGCACAGCGUCAGCUCAACAAGCGUGAUGUCGCCACCGAAGUAUCCGCGGAGAACGAUGCCAACGCCCAGACCAACAAUAACCUCCUGCAUCUUCCCCAGCUUGUCGAGCCCCCGGUGAAGCAGCAGAACCACAUUGUUCUUGAUAACGAUGACGAUGCUACCUCCUCGCCUGCUCUCACCGAUACCUCGCUUUCCACGCCCGCACUGGGUGGUUCACGCGUCGGCACACCAAAGUACACAGAGCCCGUACCCACUACCACCAGGACCACCAGAAAGAGCAACAAGCGAAGCGAGCCAUUUGGCGAGACACGUGAGGAGAAGCGGGCUAGGCUCGACGCUCAGGCUUGGACCGUAGACGAUGAUCCGCUCAUGAGGGGUAUGUACUAG